AUGUCUUCAACAGUAUCAUUCUCUCACGAUGUGCCUAUUGUGAUUGUUGGCGCUGGCCCGGUCGGCAUGAUCCUUGCCUAUCAGCUGGACCGCCUAAAUGUACCCUGUCUUCUGGCCGAAAGGUCCCUUGAAAUCAGCAAAUGGCCCAAAUUGGACUUGACGAACCGCAAGUCGAUGGAACUGUUCCGCAUUCUGGGUCUUGCCGAGGAAUACCGAGUAUUUGAGGGCAGUGUAAGCCAGGAUGCGACCUUUGAUACCCAAUUCGCGACAAAGCUAGAUGGCAAGGGACACCUCUUAGCAAAUUGGAAACUGCCAUCGUCUGCAGGCCAAAGAGCUCAUAUUAAGGAUACGAAUGAUGGAACUCAAUGUGCGGAAGCAGGUCAAAGAUGCUUGCAGCCAAUCUUCGAAGGUUGGUUGAGGCAGAAAAUACAAACCAAGAGCAACAUUUCUAGCAAAUUUGGAUGGACCUACUUGGUGCAUACUGAAGGAGAUCAAGGUGUGAGUACAACAUUUGUUGAUCAGAACGGCGAGUAUCACGUUCUGCACAGCAAAUAUCUUAUCGCUUGUGAUGGCGGAGGAAGCCGAAUCCGUAAGACCGCAGACAUUCCAAUGACUGGUGGUCAAAUGCCUUUGAGAAUGCAUCUCGUUCAUUUUAGAUCACGACAAUUUGCCGAGGAGCGGUCUUUCGGAAAAUAUUGGCAUACUUUCUGCUCACAUGGCGGAGUGAUACUUGACCAGAAUGAUGAUGAUAUGUUUACCGCUCAUCUUCCCACGCAUCUGCUCCCAGAGGGCCCAGUCGACCCCUAUGAGGUUGUGUAUCGAAUUAUGGCUUCUGCUGGCCAGCGGCAUGAGAUUAAGAUCGAUGAGAUUUAUGCACACAGUGAAUGGGCACCGAAUUUCAGUAUUGCCAACCAAUACUAUACGGAUAGCAUGAGGGUAAUUCUGGCAGGUGAUUCUGCUCAUCGAAUGCCGCCUCAUGGCGGAUACGGAAUGAACAGCGGUGUCGUUGAUGCUGUCGAUCUUGGUUGGCGAUUGGCCGCGAUAGUCAAAGGCUAUGGUGGCGAACUACUUCUCAAGUCUUACAACAUGGAAAGAAGGCCAAUGCAGAUUCGUACUCUAGAAAGAGCCCAUCGCCAUAUCAUGGAGCAUAUCAAAUUGGCACAGAUGUACCCGACAGAGAAUAACCCGAUUGACGAUGACACGGAGGAGGGCAAGGACUUGCGCGCACGCAUCGGCAAGUUCCUCGAAGAAUCAGGACCAGAAACUGAGGACCGAGGUGUUGAGCUCGACCUUCGUUACCACUCACCCACUCUCUAUCAAGAUGGAACGCCUGAACUGGAGUGGACACCCGACCGGUAUCGUCCCAGCACCCGCCCAGGAUCCCGCGCUCCUCAUGUGUUUUUGAAGGAUGGGGAAACGAGCAUCUAUGAUUUGUUCGGUGCGGAAUGGACUCUGAUUCACUUCGUGGACGAUGACGCAGAGAGUGUUAAUAAGGAAUCUGCGAGUGACCGAAUUGUGGUUGCAGCUGCUAGGCUCAGUAUUCCCAUUUCACGCGUCAUCAUCAGAAACGAGCCCCAUGUCCGCCGCAUUUGGGAACGUAACAUGGUUCUUGUGCGUCCGGACACACAUGUUGCGUGGAGAGCGGACAACAUUUGGGACCUCAAUGUCGAUGAGGUCUUGCAGGUUAUUUCGGGCAAGAAAGAGUUCAGCAGAUUCCAGCCAUCGCGUGCGUCUGCGGAUGCAGAGGCUAGAUUCGAAGCUCUUGUGAAAGGGAUCACUGAUGGUGUAACUGGCGGGGCGACCAUUGCCCAGGAUGACAUUGCAUAA
Messenger RNA from Penicillium waksmanii, 1827 nucleotides. RefSeq lists its product as uncharacterized. Gene Ontology annotation, molecular function: FAD binding. NCBI's taxonomy places the organism in Eukaryota, Fungi, Ascomycota, Eurotiomycetes, Eurotiales, Aspergillaceae. The record is from RefSeq and is a predicted model, not a curated record. The transcript has 4 exons. Bases 1 to 1827 code for a protein of 608 amino acids.